CCGACCGGAGAGCACCGCAGCGCCCCGACACCGACCGGCCGACGAAUCGGUGGAUUUUGAUGACGGGAGCAGGGCGCAGUCAGAGGAGGCGGACGUGUUUGUGCGCAGCUUCCAGAGGGAGCGUUUGAUCCGGAAUCUGAGGAUACGGCUUCUUUGGGCUGCUGAAGGUUGACAUCACGGUUGUCCUUCCACGCGCUGACACCGUCCACUGUGUCCUCGAGGAGCCCUCUUUAACCGUGGAGCUUCUUCGUGGCCAAAUGGAUGUGACUGCGUGAGGAGAAUACUAAUGAACGGCGCGCUGCGUCCUGCCGAGGCGCACCGCGUCCCCCGCUACUGCUGAGGGCCACAUCGGAGCCGAUCAGUCAUCCAGAGCGCACCGGGGCCUGCGCACCUCCCCUGCUUCUGCACGGGGAUUCAUGAGCGGGGUCUGAGCUCCGGAGCUGGGUUAUUUUCCUAAAACCGGGCGGUGGAUACAAGAAAAAAACAUGGGCAACAGCUUCUCCAACAUCUCUGCCUUCCAGUCUCUCCACAUCGUCAUGCUGGGUUUGGACUCUGCGGGGAAGACCACAGUCCUCUACAGACUCAAAUUUAACGAGUUUGUCAACACGGUCCCCACGAUCGGCUUCAACACGGAGAAGAUCAAGCUGAGCAACGGCACCGCGAAGGGCAUCAGCUGUCACUUCUGGGACGUGGGGGGCCAGGAGAAGCUGAGGCCGCUGUGGAAGUCCUACAGCCGGUGCACCGACGGGAUCAUUUACGUGGUGGACUCCGUGGACGUGGACAGGCUCGAGGAGGCGAAGACCGAGCUGCACAAAGUCACCAAGUUCGCGGAGAACCAGGGCACGCCGCUGCUGGUCAUCGCCAACAAGCAGGACCUGCCCAAAUCUCUGCCGGUGGCGGACAUAGAGAAACAGCUAGCUCUGCACGAGCUCACCCCCUCCACCACCUAUCACAUCCAGCCCGCGUGCGCGAUCAUAGGUGAGGGGCUGCACGAGGGCAUGGACAAACUGUAUGAGAUGAUCGUGAAGAGGAGGAAAUCCCUGAAACAGAAGAAGAAGCGGUAACAGCUGCUGGUCUGAGGACAGUUUUCAUGGACUGGAAGGAUCCGGGUUCUGCCAGUGUUGCCCUGAACACCUUUUUUUUUUACUUUGCAGUGAUUUUUAAAAAAAAUCCUCAGUUUGGAUUAUUUGACGCUGUGAAGUUUGCUGAAUGAUGCUCCUGCACACUCAGCACGAUCUGACAGGUCGAUCUCACUCAAAAUAUUCUGGGAAAACGGAUUGCCUUGAAAAAGAAGAGUAAAUACAGGGUUCCCAUGGUCAUGGAAAACCUGGAAAAGUCAUGGAAUUUCCCAAUGACAUUUUCUAGACCUUGAAAAACAAUGGAAUAGUAACAUUCACUGAAAGUUUUGGAAAAAUCAUGGAAAUGAGUUGUGUGAUAAAUUAAAUGAUAUUAAUGUAA
Messenger RNA from Plectropomus leopardus (leopard coralgrouper), 1458 nucleotides. RefSeq names its product ADP-ribosylation factor-like protein 4C. Gene Ontology annotation, molecular function: GTP binding; GTPase activity. The record is from RefSeq and is a predicted model, not a curated record. Lineage: Eukaryota; Metazoa; Chordata; Actinopteri; Perciformes; Serranidae.